UAUGCCUCCUUCGCUGGGGAGGGAUAACCCAACUUGGUAUAAAUACGAAAUUUUCGCUAAUAAGUUCAGUCCGACGCUCCUUUUCAACAAAACCAAAAUGAAAGUGAUAAUUGCUCUCUGCGCCUUUUUUGCGGCCUCCUGUGCCCAACAACCCGCCACCAGCGAGCCCAUCCCCAUAGUGAAAUACGACAACGAAGGAGUCAAUGCUGAUGGGUCUUACCAGUGGAGCUACGAAACCGGCAACGGAAUCAAUGCCCAAGAACAAGGACAAAUAAAAAACGCUGGCUCUGAAAACGAAGCUGCUGAAGUGCAAGGAUCGGCCUCCUGGACCGCCCCCGACGGCACUGCCAUUUCCCUCAACUACAUCGCCAACGAGGACGGCUUCCAGCCUCAAGGUGACCACUUGCCGACCCCACCCCCGAUUCCCCCAGCGAUCCAACGAGCUUUGGAGUGGAUUGCUGCCCAUCCAGAGCCCGAAGAAGCCGCCGCUCCAGCUGCGAGCAACUUGAAACCAGUGUAUAAGAAAAUCGCCCCGCAACAAAGGCGAUUUUAAGCUGUUUUCUUGUAAAUAAAUAAAUUUUAUUGUGUAA
Tribolium castaneum (red flour beetle) is the source of this 590-nucleotide messenger RNA. Its product is annotated as endocuticle structural glycoprotein SgAbd-8-like. Gene Ontology annotation, cellular component: chitin-based extracellular matrix. Lineage: Eukaryota; Metazoa; Arthropoda; Insecta; Coleoptera; Tenebrionidae. Bases 2 to 553 code for a protein of 183 amino acids. Gene Ontology annotation, molecular function: structural constituent of chitin-based larval cuticle. The transcript has 3 exons. The record is from RefSeq and is a predicted model, not a curated record.